AUGGCUACCGGAGUGCUUCCCAUUCCUCGUCUUACCAAUACCAACUAUGAGAAUUGGAGUAUCCAAAUAAAGGCGUUGCUUGGAUCUCAAGAUAUUUGGGACAUAGUCGAAAGAGGCUAUGUAGAAGCCGAAGAUAGAGAUAUUCUUACGGCGCAACAACGAGAGACUUUGAAAAAAGACAAGAAGGCUCUCUACUUCAUCUACCAAGGCCUAGAUGAGGCCGCUUUUGAGAAGGUUGCUAGUGCUACCAAUUCCAAGCAAGCAUGGGAGAUUUUACAAAAUUCUUACAAAGGUGUAGAAAAGGUGAAGAAGGUUCGCCUCCAAAGCUUGAGAGGCGAGUUUGAAGCUUUGCAAAUGAAGGAGUCCGAAGUUGUGUCGGACUAUUUCACAAGGGUGUUGACCGUUGUGAACCAAUUGAGGAGGAACGGUGAGACACUUGAUGAUAAUCGGGUUGUGGAAAAAAUUCUACGAUCCUUGGACCACAAAUUUGAUUAUGUUGUGGUGGCCAUUGAAGAGUCCAAAGACUUGGACACUAUGACGGUAGAUGAGCUUAUGGGUUCACUUCAAGCCCAUGAGCAAAGAAUACUAAAGAGAAGACAAGAGCCAUUGGAGCAAGUUCUACAAAGCAAGCUCUCCAUCAAUAACAAAAGGGAGGAGUCAAGAGGCGAAAGUAGCCAAAGAGGCCGUGGUCGUGGCCGAGGACGUGUUCAUGGUAGAGGUCGAGGUGGAUCUUAUGGUCGAGGUGGAUCUUAUGGUCGUGGUAGAGGCCGUGGUGACCACAACAAUAUUGAGGAAGGCAACCAAAAUCGUGGAGGAAGAGGACAAAGAGGUAGAGGCCGAAGCUACAAGAUAAAGCCUGAUCAGAUCUCUGUAUCUCGUUCAUUCCCCGAUGGACAGAACGUCCCGCUACUGACACUUGAAAAAGCAGCUUUCAAGGUCUCGUCGCUUCGGUGA
This is a messenger RNA of Phoenix dactylifera (date palm), 954 nucleotides long. The record is from RefSeq and is a predicted model, not a curated record. NCBI's taxonomy places the organism in Eukaryota, Viridiplantae, Streptophyta, Magnoliopsida, Arecales, Arecaceae.